Hemibagrus wyckioides is the source of this 739-nucleotide messenger RNA. RefSeq names its product peptidylprolyl isomerase Ab (cyclophilin A) (gene ppiab). The transcript is spliced from 5 exons. Gene Ontology annotation, molecular function: peptidyl-prolyl cis-trans isomerase activity. Bases 92 to 586 code for a protein of 164 amino acids. Gene Ontology annotation, cellular component: intracellular membrane-bounded organelle. Gene Ontology annotation, biological process: protein peptidyl-prolyl isomerization; protein folding. Lineage: Eukaryota; Metazoa; Chordata; Actinopteri; Siluriformes; Bagridae. The record is from RefSeq and is a predicted model, not a curated record.
UUUUCGCUAACAUUCGGUCUGCUACAUCCUGCUCACGGCUCGCCUGGGUUUAACUUUUAAUAGCAGAGAGUAAAACACGUCUGUGUCCGACAUGACCAAUCCCAAAGUGUUUUUCGACAUCACCAUCGAUGGAAUUCCUACAGGAAGGAUUGUGAUGGAGCUGAGAGCAGAUGUGGUCCCCAAGACUGCUGAGAACUUUCGAGCUCUGUGCACUGGAGAGAAAGGUUAUGGUUACAAGGGUUCUGGCUUCCACCGUGUCAUCCCACAGUUCAUGUGCCAGGGUGGCGACUUCACAAAUCACAAUGGAACUGGUGGAAAGUCCAUCUAUGGCAGCAAGUUUGCAGAUGAGAACUUCACUCUGAAGCACACAGGACCUGGCAUUCUGUCCAUGGCAAACGCAGGAGCCAACACCAAUGGCUCACAGUUUUUCAUCUGCACUGCGAAAACCAGCUGGCUGGAUGGCAAGCACGUUGUGUUCGGAAGCGUGGUUGAGGGCAUAAACGUCGUCAGGGCUAUUGAAGCCAGGGGACAUGAUUCCGGCAAGUGCACUGCCAAGGUCGUCAUCAGUAACUGUGGCCAACUUUAAAUACUGCUUCCACUCGACACCUAGCUUCAGUCUCGUGCAUUCCUUUCUCUUCCUUUAAUUUCCUCAUUCCUAUUAUUGAAACACUUGUUACAAAAAAUACAGUGAUGUCAUAAAUAGAACAUUUAACAAAAAUAUUAAAGGUGGAACAAGAAA